This is a messenger RNA of Sphaeroforma arctica JP610, 317 nucleotides long. RefSeq lists its product as hypothetical. Gene Ontology annotation, molecular function: ubiquitin binding. Gene Ontology annotation, cellular component: mitotic checkpoint complex; kinetochore; bub1-bub3 complex. Lineage: Eukaryota; Ichthyosporea; Ichthyophonida. The record is from RefSeq and is a predicted model, not a curated record. The transcript is spliced from 3 exons. The annotation marks the transcript as partial. Gene Ontology annotation, biological process: mitotic spindle assembly checkpoint signaling.
GCUACAUCCUAGCUUCUAUCGAAGGCCGGGUUGCUGUCGAGUUCCUCGAUGUGCGUCCAGAGGUCCAGGCCAGGAAAUACGCGUUCAAGUGUCACAGAAUAAAGAAUCCGGAUGGCAAACCAGAGUCAACGUAUCCGGUCAAUGCCGUGGCGUACCACCCCAAAUAUGGGACAUUCGCAACAGGAGGCUCGGAUGGGUUUGUGAAUGUGUGGGAUGGCGAUAACAAGAAGCGCAUCUGUCAACUGCGAAGAGUCUACCGCGCUGGAUCUGCAAUCAUGGAUGCAUACGUGCACAUGGUUGGCGUCCACAGGGGUUAG